CCCGCCUCUCUGUGCAGGUUUGGGCUCUGGCGUCUGCAGCAACCAAUCAGGACCUGAGCCCAGACUCUGACCCGGACAUGGAGACUCCUUGGGCCAGACACCCAUUCGGACGCCACCUGCUGGAGACUCUCCUGGAUCACUACAGUCAGAUAAGUGACGUUCAGACUCUGGCCAUGCUGUGCAGCGUGUUCAAAGCUCAGGCUCCGCCUCCAGACUCUUACGCACUAUUCGGGCACCACGCGUCGCGGGCCUGCGUGUUCCCCCCGCACCACGCUCGUUAUCCCAGCUACACGUCCAGCUCCGUCACCUCGGGCUCCUGCUCCAGCACCUCUGACUCCAUCACCACGACCACCUGGAACCCAGGUCGAGACUCUGAGCACGCCAACCCGUGGGGCGAAUCCUCUCCCGACGACUACCGCUACGUCAACCAGGGCUACACAGACCCGCGAGAACGCGAGCGAGAGCAGCACAUGCCUUUGUGCAACCUGCCUCCUCCAUCCAAGCAUCUUCAUCUCCACCACCAGCGUCCCGGCACUAAUCCCGAUCCCCGCCGGGAUUCAACGCCAUCAGACUGGACACAUCCUGGAGAGCAACUUCGAAUCACCACACGCAUGUCUUUAGACUGGGAAGGACCCACAGACACAGCAGAACAUAUGAAGUCCAUCCAGAAACACCUCAGACUGGAUUCAUGA
This is a messenger RNA of Neolamprologus brichardi, 692 nucleotides long. Lineage: Eukaryota; Metazoa; Chordata; Actinopteri; Cichliformes; Cichlidae. The record is from RefSeq and is a predicted model, not a curated record.